CAGACAGCUAUAUAUAAGCACAGGAGCUGGUUAGAUGGAGUAGCUGGGAUCGGUGAGAGAGAUUAUGGCGGGGUGAUCAUGAUUAUUCAUAUUUAGAAUUUUUGAUUAUUGGAUUUUCUGCUGCCUCUGAUGUUGUUCAUGCUUUGGCGUCGCAUACACACUACAACAAGGUUCAAUAGCGACGGACCUUCCACAUCUCAACACGUACGUUGUUCCAAUGGCUCUGCGAAAGGUCGAGAUCUGGGCCCCCGGUGGGUUAUGACGCUAUGCCGCCCCAGACCCAGAGGGACCCAACGUCUUAAAGGCGGGAUUCAUUGUGACAGGCGUGGGGGGAGAAAAUCCGCGCGAACUUUCAUUCCUCGUCCAGGACGAAUUAAAUUCGACGGCCCUAUGGAUUCUUGCCCUGUCAUUUCUGCGGUGAGACUGAUCGGAUUCCACAUAUAUCUUCUUUUUUUUUUUUUCUUCUUUUUUCUGUUCGACCUUUCUUCUUCUUCGGGGCUGUUUCCGUCUCCUUUGUGUGGUGUGGUUAAGUUUGAUAGUAAAAAGUGGAUGGCUUUGUUUUUGGUGCCCGGAGAAAAGUGGAGAGAAGGACGGGAGGGGAAGACUAGAGUGGGGUCACUAAUCAUGCUCUUCCACUCGUCCCUGGAUCCCGGUCCCGUGAUCCCUGAACUGCCUGAGGCCGCACAGGAAAACAAAUGCCCCUCCUUGCGCGCUUCAUUUGCGAUGAUCAUUCCAGCUCCCAUACGCGGAUUGUCACCCUACAUUGCAUCUGGCCCCAACCAAUGAUUUGUCCUCGAUGAGAUCCAAGUUUACCCGACAACCGAAUGACAACUGGCAGUUGAACGCUAAUGUACAUCAGACCAUGCCUUUAGCAACAUAAC
Molecule: messenger RNA, 881 nt
Organism: Aspergillus pseudotamarii
Lineage: Eukaryota; Fungi; Ascomycota; Eurotiomycetes; Eurotiales; Aspergillaceae
Exons: 1
Coding region: 130-786 (218 amino acids)
Source: RefSeq, a predicted model, not a curated record